Molecule: messenger RNA, 4021 nt
Organism: Fundulus heteroclitus (mummichog)
Lineage: Eukaryota; Metazoa; Chordata; Actinopteri; Cyprinodontiformes; Fundulidae
Gene: plcd1a
Product: phospholipase C, delta 1a
Exons: 15
Coding region: 141-2399 (752 amino acids)
Biological process (GO): lipid metabolic process; phosphatidylinositol-mediated signaling
Molecular function (GO): calcium ion binding; phosphatidylinositol-4,5-bisphosphate phospholipase C activity
Source: RefSeq, a predicted model, not a curated record
UGGGAAACAGGGAGGAUUUUCCUCAUAGACGGGUCAAACUGCUGGGAUAUUCCUACUGAAGCAGCCAGAACGGUGCAGUGGAGACGAACCGGAGUUUCCCCUGCUGUGGAUGGUGAUUGUUUUUUUUAUCUGGAGACAGAAUGGAAACAAACGGGAAGGCUGGGAGACAUGGUCUGGAAGGGGACGUGGACCUUCAAUUCCUGCUGAAAGGUGGAGACCUCAUCAAGGUUCGCUCAAGAUCGUGGCACAAGAACCGCUUCCUUAAAUUGAUGGAAGACUGCAGGACCAUGGGCUACCCGUCUCAGAAAUUCUGGAAACGAGACAAAACCUUCCUCAUCGAUGACAUCGAGUCUGUGCGCAAGGGCCGGCAGUCUGACGGGCUCCAAAAGUACACCAACGCCAGCGAGGAAGAGAAGUGCUUCUCUAUCAUAUUUAGGGGACACAAGAAGAACCUUGACUUCAUGGCCACCUCUCAGGAGGAGGCCCAUCGGUGGGUCACCAGCCUGGAGAAGCUGAUUAACAACAUGCACAACCUCAACAAGCAGCAGAAGAGUGAACACUGGAUCAUCAACUGCAUGCGGAAAUCAGACAAGAACAACGACAACAAGAUGACCCUGAAGGAGGUGAAGCACUUCCUGAGACAGAUCAACAUACAAGUCGACGACGCUUAUGCAGCCGACAUAUUUAAGAAAUGCGACACGUCAAAUUCGGGUACGCUGGAAGACCUGGAGAUCAAGCAAUUCUACGACCUCCUGACACAGCGCGAGGAGGUAGACGUGAUUUAUAACAACUAUGCUCAGACGGAGGGGGAGAUGAGCACCAGCGACCUGCAGAACUUCCUGCUGAACGAGCAGAGGGAGCAUGCCACCACGGCGAGCGCGCUAAAGCUGAUCGAGAAAUAUGAACCGGAUGAAACAGCAAAGCAGAAGAAGCACAUGACUAAAGACGGCUUCCUCAUGUACCUCAACCACGAGGAUGGGUCCAUUUUCAACCCAGCUCACUCAGCGGUUUAUCAGGACAUGAGUCAGCCGCUCAGUCACUACUUCAUCUCAUCCUCGCACAACACCUACCUGUUGGAAGACCAACUCAAAGGGCCCAGCAGCACAGAGGCCUACAUAAAGGCUCUGAUGAAGAGCUGUCGCUGUGUGGAGCUGGACUGUUGGGAUGGACCCAACGGAGAGCCGAUCAUUUACCAUGGCUACACUCUCACAUCCAGAAUACUCUUCAAAGAUGUCAUUAGAGUCAUCAAAGAAUUUGCCUUCAAGACAUCUGAAUACCCUGUGAUUCUGUCCCUGGAGAACCACUGCACAGUGGAACAACAAAAAGUCAUGGCCCAUCACUUGAUCUCCAUCCUUGGUGAUGCUUUGGUCACAAAGCCUUUGGGCAACACCAUACCCACCGACUUCCCCUCACCAGAGGAGCUGAAGGGUAAGUUCCUCAUCAAGGGGAAACGGCUGAACAAGCUGGACGCCAUGUUCUCCAACAACAACACUGUAGAGGAAGACACCGUGUCUGAGGAGGACGAGGCAGCGGACUGCAAGGAGAAUGGCGAGAAAGCAAAGCCAAAGAAAACAAAGAUCAAACUCGCCAAACAGCUGUCAGAUAUCGUCAUCUACUGUAAGAGCGUCCACUUCGGCGGGUUUGAACACGCCAAAGACAGCCAGGCCUUCUAUGAAAUGUCGUCUUUGAAGGAGAGCAAAGCCUUCAACCUGGCUGAGACUUCAGCCACUGCCUUCAUCCAUCACAACAUGGACAAACUGACCAGGAUCUACCCCGCCGGCUCCAGGACGGACUCCUCCAACUACAACCCCGUUCCCAUGUGGAACGUUGGCUGUCAGAUCGUGGCUCUGAACUUCCAAACUCCCUCGAAGGAGAUGCACCUUAACCAGGGUCGUUUUAUGCCAAACGGUUUUUGCGGCUACAUCCUGAAACCCCAGUUCCAGAGAAGCCUGUCGUCCCAGUUCAAUCCGAACAGACUCACCAAAGGGCCGUGGCUGCAGCAGAAGACCCUCCAUGUCAUGGUGAUCUCCGCUCAGCAGUUGCCUAAACUGAACAAGAACAAAAAUAAGUCCAUCGUUGACCCUCUGGUAAGAGUGGAAGUUCACGGGGUCCCCGCAGACAACGGCAGUAAAGAGACGCACCACAUCGAAAACAACGGGUUCAACCCCUCGUGGAAUGAGAGUUUUCAGUUUCCAAUCCACGUUCCCGAGCUGGCCCUGCUGCGCUUUGUGCUGGAGGACCACGACGCCGCGUCACAGAACGAUUUCAUCGGGCAGUACUGUCUGCCGCUCGCCAGCAUUCAGAACGGAUAUCGGCAUGUCCCGCUGCUCACCAAGAGGGGCGACGUCAUCGCGUCUGCAGGCUUGUUUGUGCACGUCAUGCUCGUGGAACAGCAGUAGGAUUAUGUAGGAGAGAAAACCUUCGCACAAUCACGGACGCGUCUUAAUAUUCAGCAGCGGAGCAGUGAAUAAGUGUAGGUCCACUAAAACUUUGUGUGGGAUUCCUUCUGACUGUUUAUUUUUUGUGUGUGUGUGUGUUUUAUUUACAUAAUAUUUUAUUUGAGCUAUUGUAUUGUAACAAAAGUGAGCGUGAUUGAAACUGUGAGUGAAUGAGAGGAGUUGGAAGUCAUUUAACUGUAACUGUUCUUUUUUUCUCUCCUGGAAGAGUAAUUAUCGUAGUUUUUACACGGCUGCCUGCGUCUAACUUACUGUGCAAUCUCUGAGUAGUAUUAUGUCAAGAAACAAAUAUUUGUGCCUUCGUUGUGUUUUCUUUCUAGAUUUUCUGAGUAGAACAAACCUUAAUAUAUGCAAAGUCUCACUUAUCCGGGUCAUCGCAACAGCAAACAGGCUUAAAUCGGAGGCAGCCGGACCUUUGGUUCAGUUCUUUCUGAAAAUGUUUCAACACUUAUCCAGGAGUCUUUGUCAAUUCUGGUGGAUCGCACUUGAGUAACCUGUAGUUGGCGCAUUCUCAGUCAGAAUGCAAAUCAAUGACCCACUCGUCACUGUCCCGGGUUAUUAGAAGCUAUUGCUUGGUGUGAGUGGAGUACUUGGUCACCUGAAUCAUGAUGCGAUGCUGAUGUGAUCUCUGUGGAAUGAGGAGGAUCGAGCUGUAAACGCCGGGGAGUUCUCAGAAAGAACUGAACGGAAGUGAGGUCGCCUCCUAUUUAAGCCUGUUUGCUGUCUUAUACUAUAUAUAUCUAUAUAGCUAUAUAUAUAUGUAUAUAAAUCUAAUUAUUGCAGGGAUGUGUACUAGGCAUGGGCUGGUUACAGGUAUCAAGGAAUAUUUGGGUUUUUAAAAGCCAGUUUUAAAACUAUUUCUGCCAUGGUUUACAUAAAGUCUGAAGUCUUUUUCAUGAGAUACCUCAAAAAGUGCUAUAGAAGUGCAUAGAAUAUCAUAGCACUCCCAUUGCCAGACAUUUUGCUUCUCUCUGCCACACAGCUGUUAAAAAAAAAAGGCCACUAAACUUGUCCGUCGCAUAGAGAAACCACAAACUCGGCAUGUUGGAAAUAUUUCCAGAACAAAACACAAAGGCUCCAAGUAUUUCUCUAUAAGAAUGUCAAAAUGUUGCUAAAAUAUGAGCUUUUUGGUCUUGAAAACCUCUAGAUUUGCACGUUGUUGUUGUCUUAACACUCCGAUAAACAGAAAAUAAAUUUCUUUUUUCUAAAGAUUAUUAUGCUGUGACCCUCUCAUGCCAGCCAAUGCCUAGUCUGUUGUUAUUUUUAUGUUCCUAAAUGGGAAUCAUCUUGUCUAUUUAGUGCAAUGUGUUGGUUUAUGUGCCUUUGUGAACUCCUCCUGAAUCCAAGGGCUGGUGCCUUAGAUAUGGCUGCCCUACGAUGUUUUACACAGACAUGAUGACCAGAACGCAUGCAGUUAUUUAAUAAAACUGACUACAAUUUAAUAAACUGCAUUGACCACAUUUUAUUCCACAAAACGUGUUUUUAUAACAACGUCAUGUCUAGUUAGUCAUGUCUCUUGUUAGCAUUUGCACUAGUUCUUGAAUAAAAGCAGUCUCAGCCUCUCA